Penicillium macrosclerotiorum is the source of this 1071-nucleotide messenger RNA. RefSeq lists its product as uncharacterized. The transcript has 4 exons. The record is from RefSeq and is a predicted model, not a curated record. Gene Ontology annotation, cellular component: Golgi apparatus. Gene Ontology annotation, molecular function: antiporter activity. The coding region runs from base 1 to 1071 and encodes 356 amino acids. Lineage: Eukaryota; Fungi; Ascomycota; Eurotiomycetes; Eurotiales; Aspergillaceae.
AUGAAUCACGAGCAGGAUGCGCGACAGGAAGCCGGGCUUUCUUUGCUGCCUCAAGACGACUCAACCUCCGAUGACGAUGUUGAAGCCAAUCUGAAGCUGGAGAGGACUCAGAAGAGCGCCGAGCCAGAAUACCAAUCGCCCACCACCCUAAAGUUCAUAUGGCUCACGGCCUAUUUCGGGCUCAGCAUGGCGCUGACCAUCUAUAACAAAUUGAUUCUCGGAUCGUUCAAAGCACCCUGGCUGUUGACCUGCCUCCACACCUCGUUCUCGGCCAUCGGGACAUUCAUUUUGUUGAAGCUGGGGUACUUCAAGCUUUCGAAGCUGCAAACCCGAGAGCACCUGAUUCUGGUCGCAUUCUCGGUGCUGUUUACCUCCAAUAUUGCCAUGUCAAAUCUGUCGCUAUCGCUUGUCUCGCUUGCCUUCUUUCAAAUCCUUCGCAACACCGUCCCCUUCUUCACGGUGCUGAUCUACCGGCUGUGGUUCUCCCGUUCGUAUGGCAUGGCCACGUAUUUCUCCCUGAUUCCGAUUGUUGUGGGAGCGGGAAUGUGUACCGCGGGUGAUUAUCAUUCCUCAUUCCUCGGCCUGAUCGUCACAAUUUUGGGCGUGGUUUUGGCGGCAGUCAAGACUGUGACGACCAACCGGCUGCUGACCGGAUCGUUGGCGCUCCCGUCCAUGGAACUCCUCUUCCGCAUGUCACCUCUGGCGGCCGUGCAAUCUCUUCUGUUUGGGAUCGCGGCCGGCGAGCUCCCGAUCUUCUCGCAGGCGCUGUCCGAGCGGAUCGCGCAGACCUCCUCUGGGGUGGCAUUGACGGUUGCCUUCCUCCUGGGCAAUGGCCUGCUGGCCCUCGUGCUCAACAUCGCUUCCUUCCAAACCAACAAGAUUGCUGGCGCGCUUACGGUGACGGUGGCGGGCAAUCUGAAACAAGCCAUCACACUGGGUCUGGGGAUCAUUCUUUUUGGGGAUUUCUCUCUUCACCUGUGGAACGGGCUGGGGAUCAUUCUGGUGUUGGGUGGCUGCGCGUUCUUCAGCAAGGUGGAGCUGGAUUCGAAAAAACGGGGGUCUGGCGCAUAA